AUGUCGCCCGCACAUAUCAGAACGCCAAGGCCAACACCGCCAGCAUCACCAAAACCACUUGAACAUCGACUCAUCAUACCAUCACCCGAACCACAAACUCCCGCCCCACUCAUCAUCUGCUUCCACGGCUCCGGCGAUACUUGUCGGAACUCAUGGCGACCACUGGUCAAGACACUAUCGCAGACUCAUCGAGUGCUGAUGUUCGAACGCUCUCCACAUGGCGAUGCCGAAUCCGAAACACACGAACUCUCAGCCUAUUUAGCCAGAGAGCGCCUACCUGGACCAUAUAUCCUGAUUGCACACAGCCACGGAGGUGCCUUCGCACGCUGCUUCCUCCACUCUCACCCUACCGAUGUGGCCGGCAUGGUCAUGGUAGAAACCGGUCAAGAAGCCACUUGGGACAAGAAGGUCCAGGAGAAGCAGGAAGAGCAUCACGAGCUCGGCCACCGACCAAUCAUUGUGAUCAAGGGGCGCUCGAUGCUGCGGAAAUGGAAGCAACUGGAGGAGCAACGCGCUGAGAUCAAACGACGGAGGGAACGCGGCGAGAUUGUGAGGGAAGCUGAAACUGCUAUGAUCAUGAUUCAGGAGGCUGAGAUACAGAAGUGGGAAGAGAUGGACGAGAAGCUCAAGCGGCGGCAGUUGAAGUUGAGCAAGAAGCACAAGUUCGUGGAGCUGACGGAUGUGGGUCAUCAUGUCAUUCGCGAUAAGCCAGAAGCGGUCGUUGAGGGAGUGGAAUGGGUGAUGGAAAAUCAACCAAGUGGGAGCGGGCUCGCGACACCUGAUAGCCGGCGAAGUAGUAUUGACCAGCCACAGCAAAGCCGUAGUGGUAGCGUUGGCGGUGGGUGGUUGAGGAAGGUCAGUGUGGCGCUGAGGGGUGGGAGUAAGGGGGAGAGUCGAGCAGGAGUAAGAGCCGGUAGUGUAUGA
Molecule: messenger RNA, 924 nt
Organism: Cyphellophora attinorum
Lineage: Eukaryota; Fungi; Ascomycota; Eurotiomycetes; Chaetothyriales; Cyphellophoraceae
Exons: 1
Coding region: 1-924 (307 amino acids)
Source: RefSeq, a predicted model, not a curated record